Molecule: messenger RNA, 1539 nt
Organism: Fimicolochytrium jonesii
Lineage: Eukaryota; Fungi; Chytridiomycota; Chytridiomycetes; Spizellomycetales; Powellomycetaceae
Product: high mobility group box domain-containing protein
Exons: 7
Coding region: 1-1539 (512 amino acids)
Source: RefSeq, a predicted model, not a curated record
AUGAGGCCCCAACCAUCCUGCCUUCUCGCUCUAUCCGCCAGGAACAACGUCAGGAAGGCAUCGGCAGCUUGGCGGUCCCGCUUCUCAACCACCGCCCAUGUGCUCGCCCGCACCACUCGCCUUUUUGCCCCUCCCGUCGUGAAGAAGCCGACGGUUGUGGAAGAGACGAAGACGGCGGCGAAGAAGAGGCUGGUAGCGGCAGAUGCCACAACGGAAGUGGCCCCGCCAAAAAGACCCUUGGACGCGUUCUCGCUGUACUUGAAGGAAAGGCGCGCGGAGCUGCGACGUGAGGGGCGGCUGGGCACUCAAGAUAACGUCACAUAUCAGAAGCAGUUGGGAGCUGAGUGGAGCGCUCUCACCGACGCCGAAAUAGCGCCAUACCGCCGACAAGCGCAGGCACUUAAAGACAAAUACGAAGUACAACUAGCAGAAUAUUUGGCAGCCCAUCCACAACGCGCCACUUCUGCGGAUACAGGGAUAUCGAUCGCCGAGGCAUGGCAGCAGUUUGCAGCCUCGACUCCAGACCUGCCAAAGAAAUUGCAAUCGAAACCGAUUACACAUUCGGAUGAGGCUAAAAGCAAACUUUUGGACGGAAAAAGUACCGAUGCGUCAGGGAAAGGGAAACCGCAAAAGAAAGGGAAGGCGCAGAAGAAAGGCAUUUCUGGAAAGCCGAAGAAGCCGUUGACUGCAUACUUCCUGUAUACUGCGGAUAAGCGGGAAGCAGUGAAGCUGGAGAAUCCCGAUGCUACUUUUGUGGGCACGCUAUUCACAGGCCAAUUGGGCAAACUACUGGGUGAGCGGUGGAAAGCUCUAUCAGAACAGGACAAGGAGCCGUACCAGAAAAAAGCAGCGAAACUAAAAGCCAGCUACGAAAAGCAACUGCAGCAAGGGUCAAACGAGAUUUCCGAGCCUAUAACGACCGAACCGUCAUCAGCAGCAACGCUCACCAAAUCAAAAGCAAAAGCAAAGACAUCAACAAAGAUAACCAAACCGGCAGCAGCCCCAGCAACCAAUUCGAAAAACCCGCGGACAGCAAAGGAUCCACACGCGCCAAAGAAACCCUUGAACAGCUACUUCCUUUAUGCUGCGGAACGACGCGCAGAGAUCGUCGCGGCCGGUGAGGAACUCUCGAUCGGCGAGAUGGCGAAGAAGAUUGGGGCGGAGUGGAGAGCGAUGGGAGGCGCUGAGAAGGCGCCGUUCCUAGAGGAGGAGAAGCGAAGUCUGGCAGUAUACACCAAGGAAAUAGCAGCGUAUAAGGUGUGCCCGCAAAUCACAAUGAGCAUCAUGGGCGACUACAUUGGCAGCUGGCAGCGGGAUCCGCUUCCACAAAACGAUGGCGAUGAAGCGGUUGGAUUAUCAAAGCCACAGAUGCAUAUGACAGGGAUCAUUCCAGGAGCGGGAAUGGUGUCCCAUGUAAUGGGCGAUGAGAACCGGAAUAUUGUGCGUGAAUCGCAGGACGCUUUGACUGUCAGUUCUGGCGAGGAUGAGGGAAAAUUGAGCUGGAUCGUAGAAGACAGUCCUGUAGCACGGUAUACGUAG